Molecule: messenger RNA, 666 nt
Organism: Camelina sativa (false flax)
Lineage: Eukaryota; Viridiplantae; Streptophyta; Magnoliopsida; Brassicales; Brassicaceae
Source: RefSeq, a predicted model, not a curated record
AGUUAAAAACAAAAUAUGAAAAAUCUCACAAUUUUCCUAUUUGUUUUGACUCUUUGUUUGUUUGGUCAUGUAUCCAGCGCUGGAAUCAAGAUCAUGAACGAACUCAAAAUGAACAAAACAUUGUUGAUGAAAUGUUACUCCAAAAAUGAUGUACUAGGUCCAAAAAAAAUACCAAAUGGAGGGAGUUAUACAAAUUAUUUCAAGCGUAAUAUUUUCGGUAGGACGCGUUUUAUGUGUACUUUAUUACAAGGACCUAAAUUUAAACUUACUCAGAAAUUCAGAGCAUUUAAAGUCAAAGGCUUAUGGGAAUGGAGAGCAAGAGAAGAUGGAAUUUAUUUAAGAAGAAAAUCACAUGGGAAGACGUUUGAUGAUAGCACAAAGAAUCUGCAUAAAGAGCUGCAUAAAGAGUUUGAUUGGAUAACAAAAAAAGUUUCAUAACAAACUUCAAUACCCUUCAUUAAGACAUCAUUUAUAAAAACUGAAGUUUCAUUCUCCCUUUAUUAGUUUACAUGACAAUCCAUCAUCAAUAUAUAUAUGUAUUAUUUUCCGAUUAUCUUUUCUUUUAAGACUAUGUAAAAUGGUUUCUAAGAAGAGAAAAAUAAAUUAAAUUUUUCUAUUCAUAUUUUUGGCGUCAACUAAAUUCAUAUGUGACUCUACUACAUCAAU